AUGUCUUUUCGAGAUUUGAAGAGUAAGAAAGCUAAGUCCGAUGGCCCCAAGAUCCCUAGAAGUUGGUUCCGUUGUCCCCGUAAAGCUCGUAAAUUGAUUGCAAAUCGCUUCAUGGCCUUCAAACAACCCAUCGCUAGACCGUCUACCAAUCGCGUUUUUGUGGAGAGGCUUUUCUCUCCAGACAUGCUCAUUCAGGCUCUUUCGGUUCGCAAAAUGUCCCUCGGAUUGUGGAUUGAUCUCACCACCAAAGAGACCUUCUACUGUCAUGAGAAGAUCAGGGAGAAGGGAAUUCAGUGCGUUUCACUGCCUUGUGCAGAAUCCAACAGUCCCCCCACCCUCACGAAUGUCCGUUUGUUCGCCAUGUACGUUGAUCAGGCGCUGCAGAAGCGUCCCAACGGUGUCAUCGGCGUUCACUGUCUUCAUGGUUUCAAUCGCUCUGGCUUCCUCAUUGUCUCCUACUUGGUGGAGAGGCUCGGAUUCUCCCUUGACGCGGCCCUUAAGUGCUUCAAAAAGGCUCGUCCCCCCGGCAUUUACAAGCAGUCUUACAUCCGUGAACUCUACUUCCGAUACGAUUCCAUCAACAACGUGCCCCCUUCCUCCCGUCUGCCGCCCUGGCACUUCAAGUUGUCCACCAUCGCCAAGAAUCCCGAUUACUUGUCCCACAUCCCGAAGUCAACGGCUAGUCUCAAGAGGCGUCGCGAAGAUCUUGAUUUCAUCGAGGAGAGAAAGGCCAAGAUCUUCAAGAGAAACACUGAAGAUGGUGGCCUUCCUUUCAGCGCAGAUUUCAAGGGUUUUACUCCCGUUUCCGAUCCCAUGCAACUCCACGAGCUGCAAUUGCUUUGCCAAAGCAUGUGCAAGUGGAAAUCCCUAGAAUUCCCUGGUGUUCAGCCCCUUUCCAUGAACAAAGAUGAUCACUUCGAUCUGCUGCUCUCCAAGCCCUAUUGCGUGUCCUGGAAUGCCGAAGGCACUCGAUUCAUGAUGCUUAUCAUUGGUAAGGAUCAGAUUUACGUGUUCGACAGGAGUUUCAGGUGUUUCCGCGUUUCUGGUCUUCAUUUUCCCCUCCGCUCGGAUAUUCGGUAUCAUAUCACCCACACCCUGCUCGAUGGCCAGCUGGUCUUCGACAAGGUGGACGGCGUUGUCUACCCGCGCUUCUUAAUCUUCGAUAUCAUCCGGAUCAAUGGCCUCAGCGUCUUCAGGCAGCCCUUCUUUCCCGUUCGCUACGAUUGCAUUUACCGCGAAAUCAUUCAGCCCAGAGAGGAAGCGCUCAAAUGCGGAAUCCUCGACAAGGCUUCUGAGCCCUUCUCCAUCAGGCAGAAAACAUUUCAUGCCUUGUCCCGCUGUCAGUUCUUCUUGUCCCCGUCCUUUUUGAAAGACUUCGGUCACAACUCCAACGGCCUCAUCUUCCAGUCCACCGAAGAUCCCUACACUCCCGGCGUGUCGCAGUCCUGUCUCAAGUGGAAGUCCCCGUCUAAUGUGUCUUUAGAUUUCAGGUUGCAGAUCGUCAGCGAGGGAGACAGUGACCCGCACAAGAAGAUCGGCUUGUUGUGGGUCGAGGGUUUCAGUAGUGCAGUCGCGAGGGUGAAUUCUGUGGCCACCCUUGAGGAGUUUCACUACAAAAUCAUCGAGUGCGUGUACAGCGACGGUCAGUGGAUUGCCUUGCGCGAGAGGAAGGAUAAGAAGUCGCCGAACAACUUCGAAACCUUCUUGAGUGUCUGUUCAACCAUCAAGAACCCCGUCGAUUCUGCUGAUUUCUCCAAAUUUGGUUGA
This is a messenger RNA of Phlebotomus argentipes, 1767 nucleotides long. Its product is annotated as mRNA-capping enzyme-like. Gene Ontology annotation, molecular function: mRNA guanylyltransferase activity; ATP binding; protein tyrosine/serine/threonine phosphatase activity. Bases 1 to 1767 code for a protein of 588 amino acids. Gene Ontology annotation, biological process: protein dephosphorylation; 7-methylguanosine mRNA capping. NCBI's taxonomy places the organism in Eukaryota, Metazoa, Arthropoda, Insecta, Diptera, Psychodidae. The transcript has a single exon. The record is from RefSeq and is a predicted model, not a curated record.